AUGAGUAUUAUUCUGGGUUUGACAAUAUUGGUCAUAACUCUACGUUUGAUCUUAUCUUGUUGUGGAUUAUUCCCAAUGGUGCCUGGCUUGUGUUUCCGUCUGUCAUGA
Messenger RNA from Sordaria macrospora k-hell, 108 nucleotides. Lineage: Eukaryota; Fungi; Ascomycota; Sordariomycetes; Sordariales; Sordariaceae. The record is from RefSeq and is a predicted model, not a curated record.